Pygocentrus nattereri (red-bellied piranha) is the source of this 702-nucleotide messenger RNA. It is a transcript of the gene cldn10a, whose product is annotated as claudin 10a. The coding region runs from base 7 to 702 and encodes 231 amino acids. Gene Ontology annotation, cellular component: bicellular tight junction; plasma membrane. Gene Ontology annotation, molecular function: structural molecule activity. The transcript has 5 exons. The record is from RefSeq and is a predicted model, not a curated record. NCBI's taxonomy places the organism in Eukaryota, Metazoa, Chordata, Actinopteri, Characiformes, Serrasalmidae. Gene Ontology annotation, biological process: cell adhesion; bicellular tight junction assembly.
AGAACAAUGACUAACAUGGUAACAGAGAUUGUUGCUUUUCUGCUUACCAUAUCUGGCUGGGUUCUAAUCUCCUCCACGCUGCCCACUGACCACUGGAAAGUGUCCUCCGUAGAUGGAACUGUCAUAACUACAGCAACCUUUUGGUCCAAUCUCUGGAAAACAUGUGUUACAGAUUCCACUGGAGUCUCCAACUGCAAGGACUUUCCCUCCAUGCUGGCUUUGGAUGCUUAUAUUCAGGUGUGCCGUGGACUCAUGAUCUCAGCUGUGUGUCUGGGUUUCUUUGGAGCCAUUUUGGCCCUGGUGGGGAUGAAAUGCACAAAGAUAGGGGGCUCCGAGACCACCAAGGCCAGAAUAACCUGCCUGUCUGGACUGCAUUUUAUCCUCAGUGGUGUCUGUUCAUUGACGACAUGUUCAUUAUAUGCACACAGAAUCACCUCUGAGUUUUUUGACCCUUUAUUCGUGGCACAAAAGUUUGAGCUGGGGGCUGCUCUCUUUAUUGGCUGGGCAGGAUCUGUGCUCUGCAUCCUGGGGGGCUUUAUUUUCUGCUUCUCCAUGAGUGAAGGCUUCAGCAUGAGGGAAUACUCCUACAAUGGAGCCACUUCAUUCUUACCAACUCAAAACAAAAAGAGCCCUGGUCCUCAUAAAGAUGCAGCUGAUCAAAGCAGCUCUGCCAGACAGUUUGGGAGGAACGCCUAUGUGUGA